GAGCUGCCAGCCCUCAGCGGCUGCGGCUUGUGUUCCCUACGAGCCGAGCUGCACCCAUUAACCAGGACCAGCGGUUCUCCGUCAGCUGUGUCAGAGAGCUUUUCAGCUCCUCCUCGUCUUUGAACUCCUCCUCAGGUGGAGCUGAGAGUGAGCCGGGCCUAAAAGAACCAGGAGAAUCUGUCAGGUCCGAACAAACCCAGUCUGUGCAAAAACUGCAGAACCACAAGGUGAUAAGGAUCCAAACAAACUCACCUGACUCUGCGUACGGAGAGCAGAACGGACAGCCGCCAUGUUUAAUCUGAUGAAGAAGGACAAGGAGAAGGAGAGCAGCAAGAAGGAGAAGAAGAAGGAGAGGAUGUCCGCCGCYGAGCUGCGCAGCCUGGAGGAGAUGAGCAUGAGGCGCGGCUUCUUCAACCUGAAGAGGGAGGCCAGGAGGAACAAAGCGGACAUCUCCGGUCCCAUCCCCAUCAAGGUGGCCAGCAGCACCGAGCUGUCCCUCACCGACCUGGAGUCCGACGGCCUGAGCAACCGGAGCAGCGUGGUUCUGGAGGACCAGCUGAGCAUCAGCUCCACCGACGACCUGAAGGGUGAAGGAGGCCAGGAGGGACACCGCAGCUCGGUGAGAGACCGCGUGGCUCACUUUGGCUCUCUGGCCAAGCAGAACUCCUCUCAGGUGGGUCAGAUGAUGAAACGCUUCUCCUUCUCCCAGAGGAGCAAAGAGGAGAGCCCGUCGGAGUGCUCCACUCCUUCUGGACAGAACUCCGCCGCCCCGUCCCCGCAGGCCGAGAGCAAAGUGUUUAACAUGCUCCGCAAGCAGAGCCACAAGCUUCAGCCGGGACCUGCAGACCCCAAGAGAGUCUGCAUCCCUCAGCUGGUGGACAAGGUCUUCCCUGSCCAGCUGAGGCUGCCAGCUGUGGACUCGCCCAGCACCCCCGAGACCCGCCAACUGGACCUGCAGCGCCGCAACACCGGGGACUUCGGCUUCUCCCUGCGACGCACCACCAUGCUGGACCGAAACCCGGACGGAGGGGUGUACAGACGUGUGGUCCACUUUGCAGAACCCGGUGCCGGGACCAAAGACCUGGCUCUGGGGCUGGUGCCCGGGGACAGGCUGGUGGAGAUCAACGGACGCAACGUGGAGAACAAGAGCCGGGAUGAGAUCGUAGAGAUGAUCCGUCAGUCGGGAGACAUGGUGAAGCUGAAGGUUCAGCCCAUCCUGGAGCUGAGCGAGCUGAGCAGGUGCUGGCUGAGGAACUCUGAGGGUCUGCGCAGGGGGGCCCGCCACGACUGGGUGAAGGAGGAUCCUUUAGCCUCGUUCCAGGCCUCUGGUGUUGCAGAUAAACCGCCUCAGGUGAAGACCGAGGAGCAGAUUGCAGCGGAGCAGGCCUGGUAUGGUUCAGAGAAGGUCUGGCUUGUCCAUAAAGAUGGCUCCUCUUUGGCCACCGUGGUGAAGACUGAGGCUGGCUCUCUGCCAGAAGGGAAGGUGAAGAUCAAAUUGGAGCACGAUGGGACAUUACUGGAUGUAGAUGAAGAUGACAUUGAGAAGGCUAACCCUCCAUCGUACGACCGGUCAGAAGACCUGGCUUCGCUGCUCUACCUGAAUGAAUCCAGCGUGAUGCACUGCCUGAGGCAGCGCUAUGGAGGAAACCUCAUCCACUCUUUCGCUGGACCCAACAUGGUGGUCAUCAACCCACUCAGCGCACCCUCCAUGUACUCUGAGAAGGUGAUGCACAUGUUCAAAGGCUGUCGCAGAGAGGACACYGCUCCUCACAUCUACGCUGUGGCCCAGUCGGCCUACAGGAACCUGCUCACCACCCGCCAGGAUCAGUCCAUUGUGCUGCUGGGAAAGUCUGGCAGCGGCAAAACCACCAACUGCCAGCACCUKGUCCAGUACCUGGUCUCCAUCGCUGGAAGCACUGGCAAGAUCUUCUCUGCUGAGAAGUGGCAGGCCGUCUACACCAUCCUGGAGGCUUUUGGGAACAGCUCCACAGCGAUGAACACUAACGCCAGCCGCUUCUCUCAUGUGGUGUCUCUGGACUUCGACCAGGCGGGUCAGGUGGCCUCUGCCUCCAUCCAGACCAUGCUGCUGGAGAAACUGAGGGUGAGCAGAAGACCUGAAGCAGAGUCCACGUUCAACGUGUUUUACUACAUGAUGUCUGGAGCCGACAACAGUCUGAGAACUGAGCUGCACCUGAACCAACUUGCAGAAAACAGUGCUUUUGGGAUCCAUCCACUCUCCAAGCCCGAAGACAAGCAGCGGGCCUCCCAACAGUUCACUAAGCUCCAGGCAGCCAUGAAGGUGCUGGGCAUCUCUGGGGAAGAACAGAAGGCAGUCUGGCUUAUUCUAGGGGCUAUUUAUCAUCUGGGGGCCGCAGGAGGCACUAAAGUGGGACGUCGGCAGUUUGCCCGUCAUGAGUGGGCCCAAAAGGCAGCCUAUGUUCUGGGCUGCUCUCUGGAGGAACUGUCUUCUCUGAUCUUUAAGCAUCAGACCAGAGGACUGCAGCCCUCCACCUCCUUCAGAGGAGGGCCAGAUGAUGCUGGUCAAGGAGACGGAGCAGGCUCUAAGUUCACAGCUCUGGAGUGUUUGGAGGCCAUGGCAUCAGGACUGUACUCUGAGCUCUUCACUGUGGUCAUCUCUCUUAUUAACAGAGCUCUGAAGUCUAGUCAGCACUCUCUGUGCUCGCUGCUGAUUGUGGACACUCCGGGUUUCCAGAACCCCCGCCUGGCUCAGCAGCAGCGAGGGGCUACGUUUGAGGAGCUGUGCCACAACUACACCCAGGAGAGGCUGCAGACCCUGUUCCAUGAGCGCACCUUUGUCCGGGAGCUGGAGAGAUACAAGGAGGAGAACAUAGAGCUUGUUUUAGAUGACAUAGAGUCCAGUACCUCUCAGUCUGUAGCAGUUAUUGAUCAAGCCUCAGCCCAAGCUCUGGUCUGUAGCCUAGCCCGGACCGAGGAGGCUCGAGGUCUUCUGUGGCUGAUGGAGGAGGGGGCUGUUCAGCCUGGGGGGUCUGAGGAAACCAUGCUGGAGCGACUCUUCAGCUACUACAGCUCCAGACAAGGAGACAACAAAGGAGCCGGUCUGCUGCUGCGUGGAGAGAAGCCUCACCACUUCCUGCUGGGCCACAGCCACGGGACAGACUGGGUGGAGUACAACGUUCAGGGCUGGCUGAGCCACGCUAAGAACAAUCCUGCAGCCCAGAACGCUGCCGUGUUGCUGCAGGACUCUCAGAAGAAGAACAUCAGUGGUCUGUUUCUGGGCCGCUCUGGUGGGGCCACAGUGCUGUCGGGGUCUAUUGCAGGUCUGGAGGGAAGCUCCCAGCUGGCCCUGCGUCGAGCCACAAGCAUGAGGAAGACCUUCACCACAGGUGUGGCUGCUGUGAAGAAGAAGAGUCUGUGUAUCCAGGUCAAGCUGCAAGUGGAUGCUUUGAUUGACAUGGUGCGUCGCUCCAAAGUUCACUUUGUGCACUGCCUGCUGCCUAAAGCAGAGACAGUGGGAGGAGCCGAUGUGCGUGUAACCCAUGGUGAGAGUCUGGACUCUGGCCUCAUGACUCUGGACCUGCAGCUCCUCAGAGCUCAGCUUCGAGGAUCAAAGCUGCUUGAUGCUCUGCGCCUCUACAGGCAAGGGUACCCAGACCACCUGGUGUUCUCAGAGUUCCGGCGGCGCUUCGAUGUCCUGGCACCACAUCUAACCAAGAAACACGGGCGUAACUACAUCGUCACAGAUGAGAAGAGAGCGGUGGAAGAGCUGCUGGAGUCUCUGGAGCUGGAGAAGAACACCUACCACAUGGGUCUGAGCAGGGUCUUCUUCAGAGCGGGGACUUUGUCCAGGCUGGAGGAGCAGCGGGACGUCCAGACCAGGAGGAACAUCUCUCUGUUCCAGGCUGCCUGCAGAGGGUAUCUGUCCAGACAGGCCUUCAAGAAGAGGAAGAUCCAGAACCUGGCCAUCCGCUGCAUCCAGAAGAACAUAAAGAAGAAUCGUGGAGUAAAAGGCUGGCCCUGGUGGAAGCUCUUCACCACCGUCAGACCUUUGAUCGAGGUGCAGCUCACUGAGGAACAGAUCCGUGGCAAAGAUGAGGAGAUCCAACAGUUGAAACAGAAACUGGAGAAGGUUGAGAAGGAGAGGAAUGAGCUGAGGCUCAACAGUGACCGCCUGGAGAGCAGGAUCACAGAAMUGUCGUCAGAGCUGACUGAUGAGAGGAACACCGGGGAGUCAGCCUCCCAGCUGCUGGAGGCUGAGACUGCAGAGAGACUCCGUCUGGAUAAAGACUUGAAGGAGCUGCAGAGCAAGUUUGACAGCAUGAAUAAACAGAUGGAGUCCAUGGAGAUGGAGGUGAUGGAAGCUCGCCUCAUCAGGGCGUCUGAGCUGAACGGAGAGAUGGACGAUGACGGCACAGGAGGAGARUGGAGGCUGAAGUAUGAACGAGCCAUCAGAGAGAUUGAAUUCACCAAGAAGAGACUGCAGCAGGAGUAUGAUGACAAGCUGGAGGUGGAGCAGCAGAACAAACGACAGCUGGAGAGACGGAUCAGCGAUCUGCAGGCAGAUAACGAGGAGUCUCAGAGGAACAUUCAGCAGCUGAAGAAGAAAACCCAAAGACUGACGUCUGAAUUACAGGACACCAAACUCCACCUGGAGGGCCAACAGAGCCGCAACCAUGACCUGGAGAAGAAGCAGAGGAAGUUUGAUGGGGAGCUGAGUGGMGCACAGGAGGAGGUGCAGAGGGAGAGGAGUCUGAGGGAGAAACUGGCUCGAGAGAAGGACACGCUGAGUGCAGAAGUCUUCAGCCUGCGCCAGCAGCUGGAGGACAAAGACACUGAACUGUGUGCAGUUAACCUGAAGUUGGACCAGUUUGAAGCAGAACUGCAGGAUCUCAACUCCCAGGAGUCCAAGGACGAGGCAUCGCUGGCUAAGAUGAAGAAGCAGCUUCGUGACAUGGAAGCCAAGGUCAAGGACCAGGAGGAGGAGCUGGAUGAGCAGGCUGGCACCAUCCAGAUGUUGGAGCAGGCCAAGCUGCGUCUGGAGAUGGAGAUGGAGCGUCUGCGUCAGAGCCAUUCAAAGGAGAUCGAGAGCAAAGACGAUGAAGUGGAGGAGAUAAGACAGUUGUACAGUAAGAAGCUGAAGCAGAUAGAGGUGCAGCUUGAAGAAGAGUAUGAUGAGAAGCAGAAGGUGCUGAAGGAGAAGAGAGAGCUGGAAUCAAAGCUCCUGUCAGCACAGAGUCAGGAGAAAGGUGCAGACAUGGAGACAGAGAAGCGCUUGAGGAAGGACCUGAAGAGGACCAAGGCUCUGUUGGCUGAUGCUCAGAUCAUGUUGGACCACAUCAAGAACAACGCACCCAGCAAGAGGGAGAUCGCCCAGCUCAAAAACCAGCUGGAGGAGUCAGAGUUCACGUGUGCAGCUGCAGUUAAAGCUCGGAAAGCCAUGGAGGUGGAGAUGGAUGACCUGCACGUUCAGAUGGAGGACACCUCCAAAGCUAAGCAGGCGUUUGAGGAACAGCUGAGCCGCCUGCAGAGAGAGAAGAACGAGCUGCAGUCCAAAAUGGAGGAGGACCAGGAGGACCUGAACGAGCUGAUGAAGAAGCACAAAGCUGCCGUGGCCCAGUCGGCCCAGACCUUGGCCCAGAUCAGUGACAUGCAGUCCCAGCUGGAGGAGGCCCUCAAGGACAAGCAGGAGGUUCAGGAAAAGAUGCAAGUGCUCCAGAGCCAGCUAGAGUUCCAGGAGCAGUCCAUGGUGGAGAAAUCUCUCGUCACUCGUCAGGAGGCUAAAGUACGGGAGCUGGAGACAAAGCUGGAGUUUGAAAAGACGCAGGUCAAACGGCUGGAGAACGUGGUGGCUCGUCUAAAGGAGAACGUGGAAAAGCUGACAGAAGACAGGGACCAGCGUUUCAGCAGCGAGAACCGUGAGAAGGAGCAAAACAAACGUCUGCAGAGACAGAUCCGAGACAUCAAAGAAGAGAUGGGGGAACUGGCCAAGAAGGAGGCUGAAGCGAGCCGCAAAAAGCAUGAGCUGGAGAUGGACAUCGAGAGCUUAGAAGCAGCCAAUCAGAGCCUACAGGCUGACCUGAAGCUGGCCUUUAAACGCAUCGGUGACCUGCAGGCUGCCAUCGAAGAUGAGAUGGAGAGCGAGGACAACGAAGACCUUAUCAACAGUCUGCAGRACAUGGUGACAAAGUAUCAGAAAAGAAAGAACAGAACCAGUCAGGGACUUUCAGACUCGGACUCWGAAGGGGAGGACCGUGUGGACGGGGUAAAGUCUUGGUUGUCUAAAAGUAAAUGCUCCACCAAGAACCUGUCUGAUGACGGCAGCCUGAAGAGUUCCAGAUUUGCUGUAAAUGUAGACAUGAAGGAAGGGAAAGAGUGGAAAGAGUUUAAGGAGGUAACCAAAGAGGACAAGGAGUUAGAGAGCCACAGGCCGCUGUCAGUGAUGAGCUCCUUAAGUUACAGGAAACUGUCCAGCCUGGACUCUGCUAAGGACUCUGAGGACCCUCCGUCCUUCCAGAAGUCCAGGUCCAGAGCCUCUGACCUUCACGAUGACGCUCAGUCUGUGAGCUGCAGGAAGAGCUCGGCGCUGCAGGAGGACAUCGGUGGCAGAGAGUCUGUGGUCUCCCAGGCGUACUCAGAGGCAAACAGCAGAGCCAGGAGGGGUCUGGAGAGCCGCUGGACUCAGGCAGACACAGACUCUUGUGUUUCCUUCGCUCGGCCUUCAACCAACCUCAGCUUCCUGUCAGACUGUCAGCCCGGCAGCAGCUCGGGCCURUCCGGCUCUCAGGCCCUCCAUCGAAGCGCCUCGCGGUCAGCGUACGGCAGCGGUCCCAGCAGCCCCUGCUUCAGCCGGCGCUCGCAGAGCCGCAGUCCAGGAAGCGUGAGCCGGGCCGGCUCCCGCAGCCGUCUGAGCCUCCUGGACGUGGACGACAGCUGGAGCGUGGCCUUCAGCGAGCGGUCCGCAUACAGUCCUCACUCAGGUCGCAGCGUGUCCAUGCCUCCGCCACAAGCCCGGCCGGCUGCCGAGCUGCACUCGGUGGACGACUCGGACAUCAAGCCGGUCAGCCACCGCAGCUACCUGGACCCGGACCUGGAGAAGGCCAUCAACGAGGUGCUGAGCUUUAAACCCAUCAAGUUCAAACGCAGGAGCUUAGAGGACUCUGCUGAUGAGAACAGUAAAGACCAGGAGACAAGUCUGGGCAACAGAGACGGUCCUCGUCCCACCAGCAGUCUCAGGCACUCUGUCUCUGCUGUGGACUGCAGGACAUCAUCAUCAUCAUCAUCAUCACUGCGCAGCGCCAGCAGCUGCAGCAAGAAGAAAAGCAAGAAGAAGAGAAGUACCAGCUCUGAGUCCCACCGUCACAGGAGCAGCUCCAAAAGGAGGAGCAAGAAGUCCAAGAAGAAGAGUCGCUCCUCCUCCUCCUCCUCCUCCUGCUCCUCCUCAGAGUCUGGGUCCAGCUCCGACGCUUCAACCAUCUCAUACCGAAGUUCCAGCAGUGUGAAGAAGGCUCCGACCAAAACCACGUCAGACCCAGACCUGGAGGAGGGGCCUGCCGAGGCUCCGCCUGGAAACAGGAAGGAGGAGAAGAAGAGGAAGAAGAAGGUGGACAGUCUGAUGAUGAAGUACUUGUACCGAGCCGACAGUGACUGAAGCACACACCCUCCAGGCCGAAGGCGCUACUGCUUAGACAGAUCUGACGAUGAGGAGGAGGAGAACGAGGAAGGUGCAACAACUCUCAGCAGAUACUG
Molecule: messenger RNA, 7725 nt
Organism: Austrofundulus limnaeus
Lineage: Eukaryota; Metazoa; Chordata; Actinopteri; Cyprinodontiformes; Rivulidae
Gene: myo18ab
Product: myosin XVIIIA b
Exons: 45
Coding region: 290-7627 (2445 amino acids)
Biological process (GO): actomyosin structure organization
Cellular component (GO): myosin filament; myosin II complex; cytoplasm
Molecular function (GO): actin filament binding; ATP binding; cytoskeletal motor activity
Source: RefSeq, a predicted model, not a curated record